CAUUUUUACUUUCCCCUGUAUAUUAUUUUACAGUAUGCCUAGCUGUAAUGUAUAUUGCGCUGUAUUUAUGUAAGAGCUACACAUUUGAGCGCUUUUGUUACAGUUUAGCGAGGCCUCCGUCAAGCUCGGAGUUCGCGUCGUCUCACGUUGGAAUGUACCAUUGUGACAACGCAACGGGACGGAUUUUGAGUUGUGACAGCGGCGUUUGUGAGCUUCGGGAAGGCCAUCGAGAAAAAAACAAAAAAUCGUCCUUCCGCUUUACCUGUUGUGGCUCAUUUUUUACACCGACUCCAAUGGAAGUGGCGCCGGUGGGACUAUUUUAGGCGUCCCCCAUCCCCUCAUGUCCAAAACGCGUCCAGACGGAUUGUUUGUUGAGUUGUAGGUCAUUGCAUCCGACAUCAACAAUGGCCUUCAGCAAAGGUUACCGUAUUUACCACAAGCUGGACCCGCCCCCCUACAGUGUCAUCGUGGAGACGCGCACCAGGGAAGAGUGCCUCAUGUUUGAGUCCGGGGCCGUCGCUGUCCUCUCCGCGGCUGAGAAGGAAGCUAUUAAAAACACAUAUUCCAAGAUUGUGGACGCGUAUGGGAUCUUGGGCGUGCUCCGCCUCAACCUGGGCGACUUGAUGCUCCACAGCCUGGUGGUGGUGACGGGCUGCAGCUCGGUGGGCAAGGUGCAGGACUCGGAGGUCUUCCGGGUGACGCAGACGGACUUCGUGUCGCUGAAGAACGAGUCCAGCGAUGAGGAGCGCAUCGCUGAGGUGCGCAAGGUGCUCAACUCGGGGCACUUCUACUUUGCCUGGUCCGCCACGGGCAUCAGCAUGGACCUGAGCCUCAACGCGCGGCGCCGCAUCCUAGAGGACACCACGGACAACCGCUUCUUCUGGAACCAGUCCCUGCAUCUGCACCUGAAGCAUUACGGCGUCAACUGCGACGACUGGCUGCUGAGGCUGAUGUGCGGCGGCGUGGAGAUCCGCACCAUUUACGCCGGACACAAGCAGGCCAAGGCGUGCGUCUUCUCGCGCCUCAGCUCGGAACGGGCCGGCACGCGCUUCAACGUGCGCGGCACCAACGACGACGGCCAGGUGGCCAACUUUGUGGAGACCGAGCAGGCCAUCUUCCUGGACGACAGAGUGUCGUCGUUCAUCCAGAUCCGUGGCUCCAUCCCGCUGUUUUGGGAGCAGCCGGGGAUCCAGGUCGGCUCUCACCGUGUCAAGCUCUCGCGAGGAUUUGAAGCAAACGCCCCGGCCUUUGAAAGACACUUCACUGCCUUGAAGAGGUUGUAUGGCAAACAGGUGAUCAUCAAUCUGCUUGGCAGUAAGGAAGGAGAACACAUGCUCAGCAAAGCCUUUCAGAGUCACUUGAAGGCAUCUGAGCACGCGGCGACCGUCAAGAUGGUCAACUUCGACUACCACCAGAACGUUCGCAGCGGCAAAGCGGACAAACUGCACAGUGUGCUCAAGCCUCAGUUGGACAAGUUCGUGGAAGAGUGCGGCUUCUUCUAUUACUCAGGAGAGAUGGGCAUCACCAGGAGCCAGGGUGGAACCAUCAGGACAAAUUGCCUGGAUUGUUUGGACAGAACCAACAGCGUCCAAGCCUUCUUUGCCCUGGAGAUGCUGGCCAAGCAGCUGGAGGAAAUGGGCUUGACUGAGAAACCUCAGUUGGUGGCCCGCUUCCAGGAGGUCUUCAGGACCAUGUGGUCCGCCAACGGCGACUCGAUCAGCAAGAUCUACGCGGGCACCGGCGCCCUGGACGGGAAGGCCAAGGGGGGAAAGCUGAAAGACGGCGCUCGCUCGGUCACCAGGACCAUCCAGAACAACUUCUUCGACAGCUCCAAGCAGGAGGCCAUCGACGUUCUGCGGCUGGGCUCCACGCUCAACAGCGACCUCGCAGACAAAGCGCGGGCCUUGCUCACCACGUCCAGCCUCUAUGCCUCCCCCCGGGUGCUGCUGGGUAUGUGCCAGAACCACCGCAAGUACACGCGGCCCAAGCAGAUCCGGGUGUGCGUGGGCACCUGGAACGUCAACGGCGGCAAGCAGUUCCGCAGCAUCGCCUUCCGCAACCAGACGCUCAACGACUGGCUGCUGGACGCUCCCAAGAUCGCCGGGCACCCCGACUUCGUAGGUAGCGAGGCCAACCCGGUCGAUAUCUUCGCCAUCGGCUUCGAGGAAAUGGUCGAGCUGAAUGCUGGAAACAUCGUCAGCGCCAGCACCACCAACCAGAAGCUGUGGGCCGCCGAGCUGCAGAAGAACAUCUCGCGCGACCACAAGUACGUGUUGCUGGCGUCGGAGCAGCUGGUGGGCGUGUGCUUGUUCGUCUUCAUCCGCCCGCAGCACGCGCCGUACAUCAGGGACGUGGCGGUAGACACGGUGAAAACGGGCAUGGGCGGCGCCACGGGCAACAAAGGGGGCGUGGCCAUCCGCUUGCUCUUCCACACCACCAGCAUCUGCUUUGUGUGCUCGCACUUUGCGGCGGGACAGUCGCAGGUGAAGGAGAGGAACGACGACUACAACGAGAUCACGCGCAGGCUCAGCUUCCCCAUGGGCCGACUGCUCUACUCUCACGAUUACGUCUUCUGGUGCGGCGACUUCAACUACCGCAUCAACCUGCCCAACGAGGAGGUGAAGGAGCUGAUCCGCCAGCAGAACUGGGACGCGCUGACUGCCGGCGACCAGCUCUUUGACCAAAAGAAUGCCGGAACGGUGUUCCGGGGAUUCAUCGAGGGCAAGCUGGAUUUUGCGCCCACGUACAAGUACGACCUCUUCUCCGAGGACUACGACACGAGUGAGAAGUGCCGCACGCCCGCCUGGACCGAUCGCAUCCUCUGGAAGCGGAGGAAGUGGAACUUUGACAAAACAGCUGAGGAGAUGAACGUAGUGGGCGCAGCGUCGACGUCAGCCGAGAACGAAGACGACCCGGAGUACCCGUGGAGCCCCGGGACCCUCAAGUACUACGGCAGGGCCGAGCUCAAGACCUCAGACCACAGGCCGGUGGUGGCCGUGAUGGACGUGGACAUCCUGGAGGUGGACCCGGAGGCCCGGCACCAGGUCUACAAGGACGUCAUCGCCCUGCAGGGACCGCCGGAUGGCACGGUCCUGGUGUCCUUGUGCUCCUCCGGACCGGACGACUACUUUGACGAUGCGCUCAUCGACGAGCUGCUCGACAAGUUUGCCAACUUUGGCGAGGUCAUCCUCAUCAGAUUUGUUGAGGAGAAGAUGUGGGUGACUUUCCUGGAGGGUUACUCCGCUCUGGCUGCUUUGUCUCUCAGUGCGUCCACUGUUCUGGGCAAGGUGAUCGACAUCCGCCUGAAGAGUCCCGGCUGGAUCAAGAGCCUGGAGGAGGAGAUGAGCGCGGAGCGCAUCUGCGGGAGCAUCCCCGCCUCGGCCAGCUCCACCCUGCUGGCCGAGGACGCCGACAUGGCGGACGACGACUACGACAUGGAGGGCGACGUGGACGAGGAAGUGGAAGCCGUCCUUCCCCAGCACCUGCAACCUUCCUUGGGCUCGGGAACCGGAUCCUCCCCGCUGCCCUCGCCGCAGGCCAGCCCCUGCGCUUCCCCCACUCACGGUGAGGCGGCGCCCCCCGGCAGGCCCGGACGCGGCACUCAACCGGUGCGACCGGCGCAAGACUUCCAGCCCGGCGCGCCGACAUCCCACAGCCUGGAACCGAAACGCGUGCCGCCCCCUCGGCCCAACGCACCCCCGGCGAGACCCGCGCCCCCACAGCGCCCGCCGCCCCCCUCAGGCCGAGCCCAGGUAGCCACAGGUCCUCCUGGACCCGGAGGUGCUGCGAGGCCGAAUCUCCCCCCCCGAGCCGGCGUGAUCAGCAUGGCCCCGCAGUCUCGUCCCUCUCCUCUGUCCCACCCCGGCGCUCCCCGGCCCGUCCCGGACGUGCACCCCGGGGCCCCUCGACCCAUUGCCGACACCCACCCCGGCGCCCCUCGGCCCGGAUCAGGCGUCCCGGCCAAACCGUCUGAUCUUCCUCUAGGAGCCGCCCCGACGGCUCUGCCGGUUGUGAGACCGUCGGCACCGGCGCCCAUACAAUCCCAGCCCGCCGCUCCGGUGCAGUCCCAGUUGCCUCCCCCGCUGCAGCCCACGCCCGCCGCCCCUCCGGCGCAAACCCUGGCCUCCCCGAAGCCCCCACCCCGUUCCCGCUCUCAUCAAGCUCUGCCGCCAGAGGCCGCCAAGGCCACCUCGGCCCCGCAGAUAAACGGACUGAGCGCCGUCCAACGGGAGCCCGAUCCCCUGGACGCCUUUGACUUCCUGUCCUCGUCAUCGUCCUCCCGGCAAAGCACACAAUCACUGACCCGGGGGAACUUCCUGAGGACGCCGCCCUCCAUCCCCUCCGCCGCCACCGCGUCGUCGUCGUCCUCACUGGCCGCCGCCCUUCUCCCUCCCCCGCCGUCCGUCAUGCCCCGCAGUCGCUCACAAGAGACCCUGCGCGCCUCCCCAAACCCCUUCGCUGCCGAGACGCCGCCCCCCCGGCCCAGCAGCACCAACCCGUUCACCGGCCGCCCAGAAUGGCCCCCUCGCGUCCCCGCCGUUGCCCCGCAGCACCUCUCUCGGAGCGCGUCCCUGUUCGCACCCUCGUCAGUCGUCCCGCCUGUCCUGCCGCCCCGUCGCCAACCCCCCAAAUGGGUCACCUUCAACGAUGACUUUCCGCUCCCGGCUAAAACCGCCACCCCGACCCCCAGCUCCACCGCCCCCACCGAGACAGACUGGUUACCUCAUGCAGUUUUCCCGACGCCCCCCGUCCCUGGAUCCGCCCCAGUCCUCGAACCAGACUGGUUAACCCCUACUCCGGCGUUCCCCACACACCCGGCUAAAACUUUGCCCCCCAACACCACCCUGUUCCCAGAACCAGACUGGUUGGCUGCCACCUCGGUGUUGACGACCCUCCCGCCUCCUCCUCUGGUCCCGUCACAGACCGCUGCCAGUAUCUCAAAACUCCCCGAUGGGUCCGGAGGGAGCGGCCUCUUCUACCCCAGAGAGCGGACUAAACACUGAUCUGUGUGAUCAAUGUAUAGAUCUAUGAUAGACAUAUAUGGGUAUACAGUAUAUAUGUGUUUGUGUGAGAGUAUUUAAGACCGAGUCCACAUUGAGCUGGAACGUGUGUGUGUACUCCCUCGAUUUAAAAAAAAAAAAAAAAAAAAAAAAAAAAAAAAAACACAGCAAAGUGGCACAGCUGUAGAGCGUUGGCCUCACAGUUCUGAGGACCGGGGUUCAAAUCCCAGCGACGCCUGUGUGGAGUUUGCAUGUUUUCUCCGGCAACUCCCCCCAAUAUUAACCAAAAACAUGCAAAAACUGGACACUCUAAAUUGUCCCUGGGUGUGAUUGUGAGUGUGACUGUUGUCUGUCUCCCUGUGCCCUCCAAUUGGCCGGCGACCAGGGUGUACCCUGCCCGCUGACAGCUGGGAUUGGUUCUGACCCUUGUGAGGAUAAGUUCUCAGAAAAUGGUGGAGUGGAUGGAUACAUAUCUCUGUGUAAUCAGCUCUAAUAUAUAUCAGAUGUAUAUUUAGUAUAAGCCACCUAUGCAAUACCAUUGGUUUCAGCGCUUCCCAAGAUUUAUUGAAGCCAGACGCAUAUUUUACAAAAUGUCACCCAAAAAAUUCCCAAAAGGUUUAUUCGGUGGUGCCUUGAGAUACAGUUGAAAGUUGCAUUACAUAACUCUAAACAUUUGCCGCUUUAAAUUAUGGAGCAGCGACUCAUACAAACCAAGUAGUCUGUGCUACUUCUUCUCUUUCUAGAUUACACGCAUGUCUUGCAGCGCCACCUGGCAUGUUGUGGCACAAUCUGGUACUACACUGAAAACUGCACAGCUUCACUCACUCGAAGUUCAGAAAGAUCUGUGCGUGCGUUGCAGUGUGGAGAUUUUUGUUUGACCCCCUCAGGAACCAAGCCCUUCCCACUUUAUUCAAGAAUUUUUGCGGGUGUUGGAAUCAAUGCAAUUAUAAAGAAUAAGAAUCAUUUCUAUUGGCCAAGUAUGUCAACAACAACAACACAUUUUGAAUUUGUCUCCGGUAGUCGGAGCUGCAGGAGUAAAGACACAGACGUCAAUUAUGAAAAUACUUUUGAGAUGUCAGCACAUUGCAGUAACAGUCAUGGAGCAAUAAGGUUUGCUAGUAAUCUGGCAAUUAUUAUUAGUAUUUUUUUAAUUGUGCAAUGGAUGGAAAGCCCUCCUCUGUCAUUUAGAGCACUUAGAAUGUCCGAUUCUGAUCGCGGCAGUCGUGGUCAGGCCCAGUCCCCGUUUCCAUGAAUAGCGAAGUUCCACUGUUUACAAGUUGAGGAAAAAAAAAAAUCUGCGAUAUAGCAGAGGUUCAAAGUAUUUUGAAAUAAACUGUGGACGCAC
Molecule: messenger RNA, 6345 nt
Organism: Syngnathoides biaculeatus (alligator pipefish)
Lineage: Eukaryota; Metazoa; Chordata; Actinopteri; Syngnathiformes; Syngnathidae
Gene: synj1
Product: synaptojanin 1
Exons: 27
Coding region: 405-5003 (1532 amino acids)
Biological process (GO): synaptic vesicle endocytosis; phosphatidylinositol dephosphorylation
Molecular function (GO): nucleic acid binding; phosphatidylinositol-4,5-bisphosphate 5-phosphatase activity
Source: RefSeq, a predicted model, not a curated record